GCCUGGUGCCUGCCUACAAGCUGGUCAACUCCCCCUGGUUUCUUAUCAAAAAAAAAAAAACUCCCCCUGGUUUCUUUCUUCGUGUUUCUGCUGCAGAAGGCUCCUUCCUCCUGCUCUGGGCUGGGAUGGGCUCCAGGGAAGCUCCUCCGAACAGCUCUCCGAUGAAAGGACCUGAUACUCCAUCUGCUAGUGCCAGCUCUGUGGCUAAAGAUGCCCUACUCGAACAGGUUGUCACUCAAUUUGUGGGCGAUGUAUGGAAGCCGGCUAAAAAACACAUUCGCUAUUUUCUCGAGCCUGAAACUCAUGUUCGUAAUCUGGAAAAAUCUGCUGAUGAUUUGAAAUACGCCAUGGAUAUUGUCCAGGGGGAAAUUCAGUUGGGUGAACGCCAAGGCAAGAGACCAAGGACACAAGUAUUAAGGUGGAUAGAUAGUGCUCAAUCACUCCGUGAUGAAUCAGACAGGAUCAAGAAUGAAUAUGAGGCAAGGAGAAAACAUGCGUUUGGUUACUCCUGGAACUUUACCUUCAACUACAGCAUCAGCAGCGCUGCCACCAAGAAACUUAUUGAUAUUGACGAGAUCAAGAGGAGAACUCCCCAGAAUGAUAGUAUCUUCAGCUUACUGCCACCAGCUGGCAAAGAGUUGCCUCUGCCACCUAAUAUUGUGGGGCAAAACAAAUACUUGGACGAGAUUAUUGGCUACAUUGAACAAGGCACCACAGGCAUCAUUGGGAUAUGUGGCAUGGGAGGGUCUGGCAAAACUACUCUCCUUAAACAAAUAAACAACAUCUUCAGCCGUGCUGCAGAAACACAUGACUUUGAUCACGUCAUCUACGUGGAAGUUGGCCAACAGCAAAACCUGUCGAUGGUUCAGCGGGAUAUUGCAUCCCAGCUUGGUUUAACGUUAGGGAAGGAUGAAAGCCCUGCAUCUAGAUCUGCAUCACUUUAUAAUUUCUUGAAGGAAAGUAAAUUUCUACUCUUGCUUGAUGAUCUAUGGGGAACACUGGACCUAGAGAAAGUUGGCAUACCACAGGGUUCCAGGCAAAUUGGCCCUCGAAAUAGGCAGCUGAUGAUAAUUACUACACGUUUGCAAGAAAUCUGUCAUUGUAUGACAGGGCAUGCUCAGAUAAUUUUAUUAGAAAGGCUGGAGCUCAAUGAAGCGUGGAGUCUAUUUGAAGCGAAUGCUGGCGCCAGAGUAAGUAACAAUGCUCAAAUCAGGGAUUAUGCAGAGAGCAUUGUGAAAAGGUGUGGAGGCCUUCCGCUUGCUCUUAAGAUUGUUGGUAAGGCUAUGGCAUCAAAAGAUAGCGAGCAUGAAUGGAAACAUGCUGUGAAGUUGCUUGAACAGUCGCAGUUUGACAAAGUUCCUGGAGCAGAAGUUGACCUAUAUUCUGUACUGUAUAUUAGUUAUGACCACCUGCCAGAUGAGAGGACAAAGCAAUGCUUUCUUUUAUUUCUAUUGAGACGUGGUACUAUAUCUGUAGUAACAAGAAUAAUUGAUCUUUGGAUGGGCCAUGGAUUACUAGAUGAAGACGAUGAUACUAGAAACAGUUAUUUGAGAGGUCACUCUGUUGUUGGAUGUUUAAAAAGAGCUUGUCUAUUAGAAGAAGAACCUCUACGUGAGAAGUAUUUGAGAAUGCAUGACUGCAUCCGGGAUCUGGCUCUUUGGAUUGUACAAACAAAACAAGGGGGCGGACCUCACAAAAAGUGGCUACUGUCUGACCGACAAAACCUGUAGAUCCAAAAGAGUGGAGCACUGCUGAAAGGAUUUGCCUAAAUGGAAAAUAUGGUAUGGAGAUCCCUGAUUCUUGCAGUUGCCCCCACCUAUUAACUCUCACAUUAUUCAGCAACAGUAAGGUUCACAAGGUUCCUGCUGGCUUUUUUGCAACAGCUCCAUCUCUCACUUACUUAGAUCUAUCCUAUACCGGUAUUCAAGAACUCCCAUCAGAU
This is a messenger RNA of Panicum virgatum (switchgrass), 1942 nucleotides long. RefSeq names its product disease resistance protein SUMM2-like. Gene Ontology annotation, molecular function: ADP binding; ATP hydrolysis activity. Lineage: Eukaryota; Viridiplantae; Streptophyta; Magnoliopsida; Poales; Poaceae. The transcript is spliced from 3 exons. Bases 126 to 1730 code for a protein of 534 amino acids. The record is from RefSeq and is a predicted model, not a curated record.